Oryzias latipes (Japanese medaka) is the source of this 3564-nucleotide messenger RNA. RefSeq names its product C-C chemokine receptor type 1. Gene Ontology annotation, cellular component: external side of plasma membrane; membrane. Gene Ontology annotation, molecular function: C-C chemokine receptor activity; C-C chemokine binding. The record is from RefSeq and is a predicted model, not a curated record. Gene Ontology annotation, biological process: calcium-mediated signaling; immune response; positive regulation of cytosolic calcium ion concentration. Lineage: Eukaryota; Metazoa; Chordata; Actinopteri; Beloniformes; Adrianichthyidae.
AUCUGGAUGUGUGAAAACUUUUUGUUUCUGUUUGUUUUGUUUUUUGCUAAAAAUAGUUACCAAGCUGUUAGGUUCCUCUUAAAUUCCUUGAAGUAAAAAGCCGAGAUCAUUCAGCAGCAGCAUCCACACCAUUCUGUCAAACAUUUACUCAUUUUAUCAAAAAGAGCCAAGGCUUAAUCAAAUACUGUGAUAACACUUGUUAGUUCUUGAGGUGGUGUGGGGUGUUAAAAAUCUUCAAUCAAAAUGCAGAUAGAAGAUGUGAAUGUGCAAUGUGGCAGGUUGAAACUCAAGUACAAGGGCAACUAUGAAAGAAAGGCAAGACUAAUCAAAGAAAGACACAUUUGUAUAUUCUUUAUGUAUUCAUGAAUUAUUAGUUAGUUCUACUGUAACAGACUGGCGACCUGUCCGCCUACACCCAACAGUAUCCAGGGUAGACUCUGAGAGCCCCAUGACCCCAAAGGGGGUUAAGUGAAUGGAUGGCUGGAUUAUUUUUUACUCUUUUUAUAACUUAAUUAUCAGAGGAUGCAAAGCACACAACUCAUAAACUGAAUUUCAAAUUUGUUUUGCUGGCAACUGUUCUGACUUUGGGUAAUAUAAAAUGAGUGGACACAUGUAGAAUAGGCCUAAGGUCAGUCAUAACAAGCCCAGAGGCUAUUUGUAUGAGCCAGGAGUAAAGACUGAAUAUGAAACAGAACAGAUUUUUGUAACCUGGCUCCAUCACACUAGCAGACAGGAAAGGGAAAAAAAAGGAAGUCUGGAAAAGUUUUUGCGCAAGAUCAGCACACACUCAGACUAUGAGCAUUCUUUCACAGAAUCAAAAACAGCUAUGACAACUCCAGCUUUUAGUGUUUUCAGAUUAAACAUACAUGAAGAGGUUUCUCCAAGCUCUGGACAUCCAACAACUACCUUCUCUGAUGAUGCCACCACUGAGUAUGAUUAUGACUAUUUCCUACAGUUUGAGACCUGUUAUUAUGAGAAAUUAGGAGCUCGUUUCAUUCCGGCCAUGUAUUCCAUGUUCUUCCUCCUGGGGCUGCUGGGAAACUCUCUGGUCAUCUGGGUCGUUGUUUGCGGAGCACGACUCCGCAGCAUGACUGACAUGUGCUUGUUGAACCUGGCCAUUGCUGACCUCCUCCUGGUGUGCUCCCUCCCUUUCUUGGCAUAUCAAGCCAGGGACCAGUGGCUGUUUGGAGAUGCUAUGUGCAAGAUUGUCCUGGGCGUUUAUCAUGUUGUCUUUUACAGUGGAAUUUUUUUCAUCUGUUUGAUGAGCAUCGACCGCUACUUGGCUAUAGUCCAUGCCGUUUAUGCUAUGAAAGCACGGACACUGUUCUUUGGAAGGAUUGCAGCUGCUGUUACAUGGACGGCUGGAUUUUUGGCCUCCUUUCCUGAACUGAUCUUCAUUAAACAGCAGACAACCACAAAUGUAAGCGUGUCUUUGUAUUGCUUCCCGGCACUUUCUAAGAAAACAGAGAAAACAGAUUCCAGCUCUCACUUUUGGACAAUCUUCAGCAUUUUCAAAAUGAACAUAAUGGGGCUGUUUAUCCCUCUUUGCAUCAUGACUUUCUGCUACUCACGGAUCAUCUGGAAGCUGCUGGACAGCCACUCAUCCAGAAAGCAGCCCAUUCGCUUAGUUUUACUAGUGAUUGCUGUUUUUUUCUGCUGCUGGGUUCCCUACAACAUCUCAUCAUUGUUCAAAGGGCUGGAGCUCCUUCAGAUCUACAUGGGAUGUGAGAGCAGCAAUUCUAUCAGACUGGCUUUACAAGUCACAGAAGUCAUUGCCUACUCUCACAGCUGUCUGAAUCCCAUUUUAUAUGUAUUUGUUGGGGAAAAGUUCAGGAGGCAGCUGUUGAGAUUGAUAUCCAAAACUCCCUGCUUGUUGUGUCAGAUGAUCAAGGUCUACAUACCACAGAACAGAAUCUUUGGAUCAACGUACUCACAGAAUACAAGUAUGGAGGAGAGAAGCACUGCAGUGUAAUGGGUGUUCUGCAAUACGAUAUCAAGCUGAUAAAUCUAGUUUUGUUUUAAUGAAAAAUUGUGAUUGGUGAUUCUGGUUUUGUCUAAUGCUGUGUAAAAAAAAUGCAUGAACUUUAUGUAAAGAUUUCACGUUCACUGCAUAAUUUUACCUACCAUACUUUUCAGAGUAUAAAUCGCAUUUUUCGAAUAGUUUAGCCAUAUUAUAUUUCAAGAAAUAAUAACAACCCAUAGAGGGCACUGUAGGUGUGUAUAUCAGUAUUUGCUACUAACAGCAACGUAGAAGAUGAAGCGCCACUCAAUCUUACACCAGGCUAGAUGGUAUUGAUCCAAGGCGACAUGUUCAAUGAAGGAUUCAAUAGAUUUGGUGAUUUGAAGUGAUAUAAAGAGUUAGUUGACUUGUAAGCAUGUUCUGUAUAGAUAUUUUAUUUUGCUAAAAAAAAACAACACACAAUUUAUACUCCAGUGUAACUUAGACAAGAUUGUUUCUUCUUUAUAAAUCAUUGUUUUGGCUGUUGUGACUUAUACUCCAGAGCGACUUACAAUCCGAAAAAUAUACUUUUCCAUCUUGCAUUCCAUAACUCAUGAAUGCAAGAUGGUAAAAGUAUAUACCAUCUUGCAUCCAACAAGGUGGUAUUUACUUUGCAGUCUUAGAAUCACAAUGUAUGAUGUUAAAUGCCACACAAGUAUGCUUUUCAGUAGAACGCAUCAAAUCAAUCUUUUAAAAAGACAUUGAUUAUAUCAGUGAUGAGUCAGGUUUGACUGUCUCAUCAUCAGUCAGCUGAUUUAACUCUGAAAUUGUGCCACCAAGGCAGAAGUUAAAUUUGAUCCAGAUUAGAAGCCUCAAAAUCCCUGUUUGUCAGUCUUCAAACAUUUUCAUACUAGUUUUUUUGUAAUUGACAAUUAUCUCUUUUAUAUAAUAUUUAAAACAAAGCAUCCUUCUUAUGUUACCAUAUAUUUGACCAUGCAUCUGAGUUUGCAUUAGGCAUGAAGAAAGGUGGCUAGAGCCACUUGCAGGGUUUACAUUGUUUUUAAAGCCUCAUUUAAGCUUUUGCACCUAACCACAACAUCAAGGAAACCACAGUUUGAGAGAGGAAGCACGUAACCAAGGUGUCAGUUAAACCUUGGCUGCCUAAAAGCAUAGCUAUACAGCACAGUGUCCCUGCCUGCAGUGUUUUGCCUUUACAGUGACUGCUGUUGAAACGAAAAGGGCCAUUUUCUAUUUUUUUUUCUUUUUACAUUUUUUGUUGUUUUGUUGCUGUUGAAAGUUUUAAUAGAGCUGGAGCAAAAAAUGAAUAAAAAUGCUGGAACCCAAAGCAGCCAAGGUGUUGAUGCCUUAAAAAGUUUACGGCUGGUAUUUAUGAAUUGAGGUUGUGUUUUAGCCCCUCUCAAACUGCAUUUCCUGCUUGCAGCUUUUAAGCGCAAGAUGUGCUGUUGUCUUUUGCAAUCUUUGUUUUACAUUUAUUAAAUGCACUGUAACCAAUAAUUGUUUUGUUGCACACUUUCUUUUUUUCUUUUUUGUCUGGGUUUUCAUGUAUUUCACUGUAAAUUUGCAUCAAAAACAGCUUUUAAUAAAAUUACACUUUUCCCCUGAAA